Molecule: messenger RNA, 2208 nt
Organism: Aspergillus calidoustus
Lineage: Eukaryota; Fungi; Ascomycota; Eurotiomycetes; Eurotiales; Aspergillaceae
Source: the annotation of a GenBank genome assembly
AUGUGGACAGAAAAGUACCGUGCACGCAAAUACACUGAGCUCAUUGGCGAUGAGCGGACAAAUCGGUCUAUCCUUCGCUGGCUGAGAGGCUGGGACCCCAUUGUGUAUCCAAACUUGGCCCGGACCAAGAAGAAAGCCAACUAUAAUGAUGAUGAGGAGGAAAGACCACACCGGAAGGUCAUGUUGCUGUGCGGUCCACCCGGACUUGGAAAAACGACCCUAGCACACGUUUGUGCACGACAGGCGGGCUACGAAGUUCUGGAGAUUAACGCCAGUGACGAGCGCAGCAGAGACGUAGUCAAAGGCAGGAUCAGAGAUGCACUCGGUACAGAGAACGUCAAAGGCAUGAAUGUAGAGGUGGGCGAGCAGAAAGUGCGCAAGGUCGGACGGCCGGUCUGCGUUGUCGUCGAUGAAGUCGAUGGGGUAGUCAGUGGAUCUGGCGGCGCUGGCGAAGGUGGCUUUAUGAAGGCCUUGAUCGACCUGGUUCUUUUGGAUCAAAAGAAUUCCGCACGCACAUCUGAGCAUGCAUCGAACGGAAGAAAGAAGAGGGGUGACAAUUUCCGAUUCCUUCGCCCGUUGAUAUUGGUAUGCAACGACGUGUACCACGCUAGUUUACGGCCCCUCCGAGCGUCUUCCAUCGCAGAGAUCAUUCACGUUCGUCAGGCGCCGUUGGAGAACGUCGUUUCGCGGAUGAAGUCUAUAUUCACCAUUGAAGGUAUUCCUUCUGAUAACGACGGCGUGAGACGGCUUUGCGAAGCAUCGUGGGGACUUGGAAAGAGAAAGCAGGCUGGAGUCAAAAGCAGCGGAGCGGCAGAAGGAGACAUUCGGAGUGUCCUCGUUGCCGCAGAAUGGGUGGCUCACAAGCUUAGAAGUGAGAGCUCUGCUUCCUCUAGGCUGACAAGGAGCUGGAUUGAACAGCGCGUCCUUAGUGAAGCUGGAGGUGGCUCGUUCUUCAAAGGGAUGAACCGUGGUGGUGUGCGCGACAUCGUGGAUCGAGUUUUCACCGAAGGGGCUGGCUUCCCCGACGUGCCAAUAAGCGCGGAAACCUUCCAAGACCCAUAUGAUCGCUCAGCUGGACAAGUACCUGUUGAUGUGGCAAGUAUCAAGAAGCGGCAUGCAAUCAACAGACUCCGCGAGAUGGUCGAUGCCAACGGCGACCACGACCGCUGUACCUCCGAGUGCUUCUCUUCAUACCCUCUACAGCCCUAUCAAGACGACACCUUCCUCACAAAGCCCAACGUGGCAUACGACUGGCUUCACUUCCACGACACCAUCUCAUCUCGGGUGUAUUCCGCCCACGACUGGGAACUCGGCGCCUACCUCAGCCAAGCAACAUCAGCCUUUCACCUUCUCUUCGCUACCGCGCAAGGCAAAGCCCAACCCCAAUAUAAAGAAACAGAAGAUGAGGAAGAAGAGGCACACCCUUUCUCUGGCCCACGAGCAGAUUUCGCAGCCUUCGAGGCUUUGAAACAGAACCAGGCAAUCCUUACGGGAUUCCAAUCCUCCUUCUCAGCUCCCUUACUCCGCCUUUUCCGCUCACCCAACUGCGUUGCCACCGAACUCGUCCCCAAUAUCGUCCGAAUGCUCUCCCCAGACGUGAAACCAGUCGUCGUCCGCGGAAGCGAGCAGAAAAGCGUUGCAAGUGUCCGAAAGGAUAGCGAACGCGCUCUCGUCGAGGCCGCCGUGCGCGUCAUGACAGGUCUGGGCGUAACUUUUGAGAAAGUUCGCGUCGAAGGCGAAGGUGGCGCAUAUGGCGGAUGGGCAUACAGAAUGGAACCCCCCCUCGACAGUCUCGUCACAUACUCAAAAGCAAACGGCCUCUCCUCAACCUCCGGCCCAGUCCGCUACGCCGUCCGCCAAGUCCUCGACCAGGAAUACCGCAAGGAAUCAAUCCGUAAACACUCCGAGGCACUCGCCAAGAAGAAGACUGCCCAAGCCUCUUCCUCCGGCGCGGAUGGGGCUAACCCGACUGAGGCUCUUAAGGCUAAGAUUGGUGCCAAUGCGGUUAAGCGGGAUUUCUUUGGGAGGGUUAUCCAGGAGUCUACGGCGCCGGAUGAGGAUGCACGGACAUCGAAGAAGUCUGGUUCCGCGCCGCAGCAAGACUCGGGCUCGAGUAAGGGGAGGAAGGUCUGGGUUACGUAUCAUGAUGGAUUUUCUAAUGCGGUACGGAAGCCGAUUUCCAUGGCAGAGUUGUUGGGCGGGCUCUGA